Molecule: messenger RNA, 5034 nt
Organism: Odontomachus brunneus
Lineage: Eukaryota; Metazoa; Arthropoda; Insecta; Hymenoptera; Formicidae
Product: protein CASC1-like
Exons: 16
Coding region: 496-2790 (764 amino acids)
Cellular component (GO): axoneme
Molecular function (GO): microtubule binding; beta-tubulin binding
Source: RefSeq, a predicted model, not a curated record
UUGUAUAGCAGUCAUUAAAAAUAAUUAUUGAUUGAGUAAAUGUAAUUCCAUUCGGUUUAGGGGAUCCGUCUGCUAAAUCAGUUAUUAAUCUGUUUAAAUUGUCGUAAUACUUUCGGUCUUUUUAUCAAAAAUUUUUUGUUUACAGAGAUUCUACUCGGAAUAACGUUGAAGUAGCGAAAGAUGUAACUACCGGAGCAGCUGCAAAAAAAACUAAAGAUGAUGAAACAAUUAGAAGGACGACGAGAGUGGUGCUUUUUGAAAGCGAAACUCCUUCACUUUCCCUCUUAGUACCUGAGAUCAAAUACGAUGAAUAUGAAGUAGAUGAAGAUGUACGAAUUCCCGAAGCAAAGAAAUCCACGCGUGUCUCAUUAUUAAUACGCGAAUGGGUUACGAUACAGAUACAAGUGGUAGCACACUUCUCGCACGACGAUUUCAUUAAAGUGGGAGAUCAUUAUACUUCGUUCGAUUUAGACAAGGCCUACGAAAAUCAAGAAGAUGACGAAGAAAUCGCGUAAAGCCCUAGAAAGAGAACAAGCGGCGUCCGCGGCCGCGGCCGCCGAAGCCGAGGAAAUCAGGGCGCGGAUAAUCAAAGAUAUGCAUGAAGAGAUCCGACGGGAGAAGUACAAUGUAGAGAGACAAGUGUUGCUCGAAAAGAAAGAGACCGCGAUGCGUGAGGUUCAAUUGGAGAAGACUUGGCGUGCGUUUCAGGAUCAUGAAAGCGCGUUCAUGGAAUACGUAGCUGACUCUGAACAAGAGGAAAAUUGGAUCAGGUAUAUGACUUGCGACGGAUUGCCGGAUCCCGGUAGCUUAUCGGAGAUGAAUACUUUUGUGUUCUUGUGGUCUAUGGGGGACAAGGAAAUUAAUAUGAGCAACUUCACCAAGAAAUACGACACUAUUAUCUAUCUAAUAACGAAACUAGACGAGAUAGUGCGAUUCUCUUUGAUGAGAUUACCCGAUUAUCUAUCCGAGUGCAAAGUGAUCCGGCAACGAUUUCGGGACAAGCUGCAGGAAUGGAUGAAUAUGGCGUGCUACUCUCUGUUGCGGCAAAUAGAGAGGGACAUGGUCCGCGAAGACACGAAAACGGCCAGGUACAACAGCGUCUCGAAACACGUCAGUUGCUGCAUCUGGGCUCUGAUAAAAUGGCCGAUUAAGCUUAAGCAGCCCGCUGCCAAGGAUCGAAUACCAAUCGAGGUUCACUUCGAGGAAAUGGAACUGACCGUCAAAAUGCCCACAGACAUCGAUUGCUAUUGUAUGGCGAUACGGAUAUUGUGGGUGAAGUAUGAUCAUUACUCGGAUCGCGCGGCCUCGUUCAUGAUGCCUGAAUUAUCGGAUGAAUGUGAAAGCGGCUAUACUAUGAACUUUCUCACCUACUGUCAAAGUGAAUAUAACGCGAAGUUGAAAAUACGCGAGGAGCAGGCCGAAGGACGUCGCCUGCGGCUCGAGGAGAAGAAAGCCAUACUCGAGAGGAUGGAGCAUCCGCCGGAACCGGAACUUACGAAACUCGACAGGAAGGGGAAGCAGCAAAAGAAACUGGGUGUGCAAGCGAAACCAGAACCGAUACAGGAACCAGAACGUUUACCGUAUCUGCCUACACCCGACGAGAUUAUUCUGCAAAGAGAUGAGGAAACUAAGAAAGAGAUUAGAAAGCUGCUGUUCACACGAUGCGAGAAGACAGAGAUCAAUUUGCGCAAAUAUAGGAUACUUGGUGGAGUGAUACAUAUCGAUUUAAUUUAUCAACCGCCACAACCCAAAGACAUGGGGAGAGACGUUAUGCUUACCACUCUACAAAUUCCCAAAGAACUGAAAUUCGUGCCGUUUUCGAAGCCGUACAAGGCACCACCUCCGGCGCCCGACUCCGAAAGAACACCGGAGGUGAUCGAGGCGGAAAUGAAAGCUCUGGAGACCGCGAUGGAAGCCCUGGCGCUAGUAACUUUAAAACUUCCCAGUUCGAUCAUUUGGUUUGAGCCGCCCUUGGUGGCGCACUGGAUUCCUGAAAGAAAUAUAUGGUCCACGCAGGACGUGCACGACAUCAAAUACAACGAAGAGAAGCAGACCAUCACGUUUAGAACCGGUAGACUGGGCGUUCACGGGCUUGCUGCUUUCAAGUUCAUCAACAUUCCCUUCCAAAGUUGGGAACUCAAGCCUGAAAUGGGUAGAAACGCGCGCGGCGGCGUCGUGCUCAAUAUAUCCGCCGCUAUCGUUCAAGCGGAAUUUAUAGUACGGGAGGACUUGGUGUGCUUAAAUUCGCUGGCUGGUAGUAUGUCGACGGCGAUAAAGGAGAUUCUCGGGGAAUACAUGAAGCUAUACUUCCUGGUUGAGAAAAUGCGCGACGCCGGAUGCGAUCUGUUUCCGGAGCGGGACACCUGCAGUUACGUGAAGACUCUCCCGGUGAAGCAUCCGGUGAUGGAGAAGCACCUGCGAGGCUGCAUGGCUUUGCUUUGCAUGGCGUACACGUUCUCCUGGUCGCGGUGGAACGCCAGUCGAAAUUGCCGCGAAAUCAUCAUACAAUUCAAGGAGCUGCACGGAUGCCUCGCGAAAGAGCAAACGAAUGCGACUCUCUUGGUAACUCCCUCCCGAACAAUGGCGGUAGCUUGCACCGAAGUGAGCUCCGAGUUCUCUGACACGCCCUUGGAUGGUGACAAAUCGAAGUUCUACGCCGAUCUAUACAACCUGGCGUUACAAAACGCCGGUGUAAAGACACGACUUUUGAUCAAGAGCGUCUCCUUCAAGCUAGUCAGCACUGUCGUCGAACUCCUCGGUCGCACUAACGUGAUCAACAUGUCAUCUUGAGAAAUUAAGUAGAAAAGCACACCAGUCUUGACCAACCUUUCGUCGGGUCCUCUUAUCACGACGUUGUCGAUACGGAUUUACUUUACGAUCGACUAUCAACUAGCUCUAUGGUGAACUAAAUCGCGAAUUAUAUUGUCAAUGGAGAAAGGCAGUACCACCACUACCACUGGUUGCGUCACAAAAUGUAUUUUUCAUUGACAGCUUGUCCCUCUAAAACGCAAGAAACACCGCGAAAACAUCGUUGCGUAAUCAUAAUCGCGUUUAUUAUUAAUUCCUCAGUGAAUUAACAUGUUGUUGGAUCACUGGUCACUCAAUCGGCUUAACUCUGUACUCGGGCAAUCGCGGCCAAACAUAUAAUUAAGUAGUACAUGAUACAAUACCGUUUAUCAAAAUGGUAAUGUAAUGUAUAUACGCCGUAAGUCUUCGUUUAUAUAUUAUGAGAUACGGUCGUCAAAUUCUCUCCUUUUCUAUUUUCUUAUGUUUUUUUUCUUUUUUCUCUCUUCGCUAUAUCGUCACAUUGCGAACAAUUCAUUAUACGCAGCAAAAAUAUCGUCUUCUGGAUCCACGCUAUCGCGUCAAGCUUCGUUUCGCUUUUCUCUUCUGGAGCUACUAUCGUCUAUCUGGGAGAAUUGCGUGAGUAAAAUGUUAAAUAACGCCGCUGGGUGUGUCGAAGCAACGACACCACACAUUGUCCCUUUUCUCGCUCUACUAUACAGUCUGUAUGCGUAUAAAUCAGAUGCAAAAAUACUGAUGGUCGUAAUAAAAUUAUCUGUCGAAUAUAAAUACCGUUGCGUUGAUUCGUUCGUCUACUUGGCUUUCCCCUAGGAGUCUUAUUUUAAUCAAAAAUAUUUAAUCGCUCGUACGCGUGUAGAAACUGAUCACCAAGAAAAAUAAUCACUCUCGUCGAAACUUUCUUUCCGAUUCAGACAUCUAUUUUUCAUGUAAGAGAGAGAUACGCCUGACAAUCGGAUUAUCAUAAUAAAUAAUUGCGCAAUGAAAUCGCGCGUAAAGGAUGUCUGCUGAUCGAUUCUUAGAGUUAAAUCGUUGAAAGCGUUUGCCGUAUCUUUCUCUUUUCCCUCCUGUUCAUUCUUUUUUAGAACAGAUUUUCGGUUCUAAGAAUAAAAUAAUGAUUUCGAAUUCUUUAGGUAUACUUUGCGAACGUAAUUCUGAUUAUCCGUCUAUCGAGAUAAUCUUUUUAUUUCUCUCCGAUAUGAUAGAACUCUGUGAGAAACGCAACAUGACAGAAUCUCUCGUUAUGGCCUUCAAUGUUCACGAAAACAAUAUUCAAAGGUAACCAGCUUCGCAGCGUACAAUAAUAUGCAUACAUGCAACGCUAAUGUCUGAUCAACACGCACGCGCGCGCGCGUGUCCAAUAAAAAAAUAGCCGAAAUGUAUCCGACAGCCAUAAAGCGAAUUCGAUGAUCGCGCGAAUCCUGUGAGUCUAACAGAUCCUCCCGAGACUCUGCGUACUUUGUGUGCAAUACGGAACAUUCCUUACUUUCACGCACUGAACAACUUAUCAUUUUGCUGCACGUGAGGCACGUGAUCGCAGAAUUGUUCAAAGAUAUUCGCUCCACAUCACAAAAGAUUGACUCGCGUCACGAAAUGACAACUCCUCUUAUUCAUUUCAACGCGACAACGUCAAAUGAGAAACUAAUUGAUUGACACAGUCGUAGGGUACACCGUGAAGGUAUCGGUUUCAUUUGAUCUUUACAGAUAAGAAGAUGCACAGCGAAAAGUACGCCUAGAAAAUCUACGAUAAUUCGCAAACAACUCGUAGCUCAAGCGUCGUAGCUGUCGCUCGAAUACUUGUAUUUACAUCGUAUUCAUAUUGCGCACGCGAUACAUCUCGGGCCGACAUAUGCACUCUAUGUGUGCGUGACUAUCGCAAGAAAAGAAUAAUGACUAUUAGCUACGAGAAAUUAAUUGUGCCUAACUUGCGACUGCGCCAAAUGAAACGCUACUCCUCGGGCUGCUAAACCCGUCUGGAACAUGCACGUCACUAAAAGAGCAAUCAGGUCUCAGGAGGAUGUACACAAAACGCGACUCGGAUUUCAAGAAUAGAAUCUUUAUAUCUCCUUCCUCUUUUCUUCUUGUUUUCUCUCGUUUCUUCCUUCUCCCUUUGUCUCUUGUUAAACAGCGUUAACUCGCGCACGUCAAUUAUCUCGCGCGCUUCUGAAGCAACACAGACGGAUCGUAUAAGCUAUUAAAAUACAAUAUGUUCGAGUCUCCGUAUCGACUCCG